AUGGAUGAAGAUGUCCCGGAGGGGUCCUUAGACCUCGGAGACUUUGGAGAUGAUGGGGCCUUGGAUCUUGGAAAUGGAGAUGACGUUCCCAUUGCUGUGGAUGUCGACGAAAAGGGGCCAACCAGGUUCCAAAUGAUCGAGUAUAUGAACCAGCGUGAGUGGUGGCAGCGAAGCCAGCAAACGCUCUCUUUCACGGGAGUCUUGUGGGCGAUUUUUGCCUACUUGGCUGUCGUACGGUCAGGUGUGACUAGACAGUAUGAAGUCCAAGAAGCCUUGGUGAACUACGUGGAAUCCAUCAUUUCUCAUCCGGGUGUCUCUGGACUUCGGCUUCGGACACCUGGCGAGACUGGGAUGCCAUGUCGCUGUGGUUGUCGUCACAUUGGGGGACUGCCCGAAAGUUCGUGUAGUGACGAUGGGCAGACCGAGAGCUUUCAAUUUUUAGGGCGAUUGCCCGGUGGGACGGCUGAAAGCCUCGUUGCUGCAACAGGUGGUUUCUACCCUCCAGGUUCCCAAGACAUGGAGGCAAUGACCUGGAAUCGAAUUCGUUCUGGCGAGGAUGUCAUGGUUUGGCUGGAGCAUGGUUUCUUGCCAAACGUUUGGGGCACCGUUGCUGGGAAAGUGAUCCGAAGACCAGGUUUAAUUCUCAACCGGAAUCUGGUGGUCGGUGGAGUGCGUGGCCGCCAACGGCGUGCCAACUUGGGCUCCUGCAAUUUGCUUGAUGCUUUGGAGGCAUGGUACACCAUAGAAUGUAGACAGCCUCAUGGCUUAGCUUCAGAAGACUUUGGCCCAUUGACCAGUGUCAAUCUCAGUGUCAUCGAUGAAAUGCCUAUGGCCGCGCAGUAUGCCUAUGCAUCCAGAGACGGCUUUUAUGAUGCGCAUUUUGAUGUUGAGAGGCCACUGAGAGAUGCGCUGGAAACUGCCACUUAUUUGCGUCGCAACAACUGGCUAACUUCCGCUACAACAUCCUUGGAGCUAGAAGCUCUUAUGCUAAAUGGGGAGAGUGGGAACUUUGCAAUUUUGAGCAUUACCUUUGAAUGGCUUUACGAUGGGGCUGUGACAAAACGCGUUAGAAGUCAUGUCUUCAGGGCCGUGCCAGGGAUGCUUUCUGUGAUGGACUAUUUGCCUGAGAUUUGCUGGUUGGGCCUCAUUUUAGUGCUCUUAAACCAAGAGCUCUGGGAAGUUCUCAGAAUGACUAUGAAGCGAGAGCUUCGAGUCUAUUUCUCGAGCUUCUGGAAUUUGGUGGACUGGGUCUCAAUUGCAGUUGGCAUUGCCAUUGCAGUCUAUUCGCUAUGGAUACAGGAGUUCACAGCAGUUCUCGCUUCAUCAGUGUCCCAGCUGCCACGAGCUCCAUUAGCUGAUGACUUGGAUGGUGUUUCCUAUCAGCGUACGUGGUCCAAGAAUAUUGACGACGCACACUCUAUUGUGGUAAUGCGCGGCUGGUUCCAAUUGAGUCUUUUUUGGUAUUCUUCCAUCAUCACAGCCAGAAUGCUGAAAGCGUCUCUUGGACAAGCAAAGCUGGCAAUGAUCCAGAUCACCUUGGCCGGUGGUUUCUGGGAUGUGAUGCAUCUCAUGUUGAUCUUCCUGGUGGUUUUCAACAACUUUGCUGUGGGCGGAAAAAUCCUUUUUGGACCAGAGUUGGAAGGCUGGUCCACGUACCCGCAGUGUUGUGCAAGUGCAGUGCUCUUGAUGAUGGGGUCAGCCAAGUUUGACGAGCUCUUUGAGGUCGCACCCAUCUCCGCGACCAUUUGGUAUUGGUUGUUCAUUUUGAUGAUGAUGUUCUUGAUGUUGAAUCUUUUGACGGUCAUCAUCGUUGAGCACUUUUGCCAGACCAGAAACACGUGUGGUGACACUGCAGGUAUCCUGCGGGAUUUGAAAUUGGCUUGGCGUGACCUCCUGUUUAGGCUUGAGUGGCGGCGAGACCAAUUCAGGGAGGGUGAGUACAAGGCGUGCUUCCUGAGCAAUCCCUAUGAUGGCUUGACAGAGGGGCUGCUACAGAAUGCCAAGGCCUCAGAGGAAAUGGAGCGAGCUGCUGCCAAGAAUUGCCUGGGUUUGAAGCUAAACAGAAAGAAGAUCGAGGAUUUGAGUGUUGAGGCUCCGUCUGCGGAGGCGAAUCCCGGCUUUGGUAUUGUGAAGAAUUUAGAGCUGAGGAAAAUUGCAUGUGACGCAGCAACAGCACAAUUCUUGUUGGAUGGGUGCGAUGAAUUCAUUGCAUCUGAGAAGAGCCAAGCUCAUUUGGGUGUUUUGAACCAGGUUCGAAGCUUCGUGAAAUUGCUGAAGCAAAGUAAAGAGCAACUUGAUUCGCAUUGUCAAUUGAUGGAGGAGGGCAUUGUCGAAGAUCAGGAAGAGCUUGAGCUCAUUUUGACCCGCUUGGAGGACUCCGUGCAGAUGGCCUUUGACGGCUUUCAAGAGUUGGCAGCCACGGGAAUUGACACAUUGGCUCCACCAGCCUUGGGCCAGGGUGGAGAGAUGAAAGCCAUUCUGCAUGAGAAAGCAGGUGAUUCCCAUCUGAGAUCUACAGCUGGCACUUCCGAUUUCCCAGCCCCUGGUGCCAACUGA
Durusdinium trenchii is the source of this 2556-nucleotide messenger RNA. The record is from the annotation of a GenBank genome assembly. NCBI's taxonomy places the organism in Eukaryota, Dinophyceae, Suessiales, Symbiodiniaceae.